AAAUGAAAAUAGAAAACAUCUCCUCUCUUUAGGCUUUGUUUGGACUUUGGCGAUAACACAGAAUCAUUUCCAAACCCUAACAAUGGCGAUCUCCACCAUUAAUCGCCUCUCAAAACUCUCCAAAUCUCCCUCUCUCUACCUCUCCCUCCGCUCCACCACCACGGCCGUCGCCGCCGCAGCCUCCACCGGCACCAAAAAGGUCUCCGACCGCAUCGUCAAGCUCUUCGCCAUCGAUCCGUCCGGCCAGAAGCGCCAAAUCAUCGGCCUCUCCGGCCACACGCUCCUCAAAGCGCUGACCAACAGCGGCAUGAUCGAUCCGGCGUCGCAUCGGCUGGAAGACAUCGACGCGUGCUCGGCGGAGUGCGAGGUGCAUAUCGCGCAGGAGUGGCUGCAGAAGCUGCCGGAGGCGAGUUAUGAUGAGCAGUAUGUGUUGAAGAGGAGUCAGAGGAAUAGAGUGUUGAAUAAGCACGCCAGGCUGGGGUGUCAGGUUGUGUUGAGCCAGGAGUUGCAGGGGAUGGUUGUGGCGGUUCCCGAGAUGAAGCCGUGGGACACUCCGUAAAAUUCUAGGAGAGGAAUUUGCGUCCAGUAAUAUGAAGCAACUGAACUGAAGAUGGCUGUUGGUUGUGAUAAAUGACAAAGCUGAACCAUUUCUGUAAUAAAUAUCUAGCUGCUACUUGUAAGUUGGAUCAUAUUCACUUUUUUCUUAAGGUUGUAAACACAAUCAGAUUAUACAUUAUUGAGGUGUAUAACUCUAUUUUCUGGUCUA
This is a messenger RNA of Daucus carota subsp. sativus, 766 nucleotides long. RefSeq lists its product as uncharacterized. Gene Ontology annotation, cellular component: mitochondrion. The transcript has 2 exons. The record is from RefSeq and is a predicted model, not a curated record. Gene Ontology annotation, biological process: P450-containing electron transport chain. Gene Ontology annotation, molecular function: 2 iron, 2 sulfur cluster binding. NCBI's taxonomy places the organism in Eukaryota, Viridiplantae, Streptophyta, Magnoliopsida, Apiales, Apiaceae. The coding region runs from base 83 to 559 and encodes 158 amino acids.